Messenger RNA from Macrosiphum euphorbiae (potato aphid), 219 nucleotides. NCBI's taxonomy places the organism in Eukaryota, Metazoa, Arthropoda, Insecta, Hemiptera, Aphididae. The record is from the annotation of a GenBank genome assembly.
AUGGAUCAUAGCUAUGCUCUACAAAUUCCCCAAGAGAAUAUUCUACUUAAUAAUAGUGACGACGAGGAAGACUUUGAUGUUCCCCAGGAGGAUGUUCAAUUAAGUGAUGGGGAUGAUGAAAUUGAUGCAGGUCCAGUAAAUUUUAAUGUGCCACAGCAAGCUCCUGAAACCUAUUUUACUGUGCCUGGGACCCGUCUCAAUUCUUUAGUAUAUGGAUAA